Pseudomassariella vexata is the source of this 447-nucleotide messenger RNA. Its product is annotated as histone-fold-containing protein. Gene Ontology annotation, cellular component: nucleosome. Gene Ontology annotation, molecular function: DNA binding; structural constituent of chromatin; protein heterodimerization activity. NCBI's taxonomy places the organism in Eukaryota, Fungi, Ascomycota, Sordariomycetes, Amphisphaeriales, Pseudomassariaceae. The record is from RefSeq and is a predicted model, not a curated record. Gene Ontology annotation, biological process: rRNA transcription. Bases 1 to 447 code for a protein of 148 amino acids. The transcript is spliced from 3 exons.
AUGAGGAGGUCGUCUGUUGGCGCCGCUGGCGGGAGGGGCCACGGGCGAGGAGGAGGGGGAGGAGCAAGAGCAAGUCGAGGCGGCAAAAGGGCAUCAGCAGCCCAACCGGGGGACCCAGUUCCAGUUGGUCGCAAGAGGAGAUAUAGACCCGGCACCCUGGCGCUUCGCGAAAUUAGAAGGUUACAGAAUGGCACCGAGUUACUGAUGAGGAAGCUCCCAUUUUCACGCUUGGUCAGAGAAAUCGCAUUGUCGUUUCGACCAAGGGAUGAUGGUAUGCGCUGGCAGUCGCAAGCGAUUAUGGCCCUACAAGAAGCCGCCGAAGCGUUCCUUAUCCAUCUUUUCGAAGACACGAAUCUUUGCGCAAUCCACGCGAAACGAGUCACGAUCAUGCAAAAGGACAUCCAAUUGGCAAGGCGGAUACGCGGCGUAUGGGGUGGGAUUGGCUAA